Molecule: messenger RNA, 2343 nt
Organism: Clupea harengus (Atlantic herring)
Lineage: Eukaryota; Metazoa; Chordata; Actinopteri; Clupeiformes; Clupeidae
Gene: cyp17a1
Product: cytochrome P450 family 17 subfamily A member 1
Biological process (GO): progesterone metabolic process; hormone biosynthetic process
Molecular function (GO): heme binding; steroid 17-alpha-monooxygenase activity; iron ion binding
Source: RefSeq, a predicted model, not a curated record
GAGUCUGUAGCAAUUGAUCUUCUAAGCAAAACUAUAAGGAAUAACAAACAAUGGAAAUACAAAUAAAAUUGAAUACAAUACGGAGUUAAUUUUUAUCAAUUUGAUUUAGUUGAUUAAGCUUCUUAUAAAAAUACCUUAUCUCACAUCUGUUUCAGUUGGCUUGUGUCACAUGAAGAUAGUUCAGGUUAAAAUAUUUGGGGUCAUGGGGAUGACAUUGAAGUUCUUAGAUAAAAUCCCCUUGCCACCACCUGCGGUCCCAGUCGGCUGGCGACCAUGCAGAGCAGACCCCCUGGCAGUAGUGGAAGCUGAAUUCAACAUUCUACAUUCAACCCAACAAAAAAGAAAAGAAAAAAAAACAACUACACUGAAAGCUGACAGAAUGGCUUGGCUCAUUUGCACUUGUCUCUUCUCUGCAUUCAUGAUGAUUCUUUAUUUCCUGAAGAGGAGAGUUGUUGCAUUUCGACUUGGAAAAAAGAGCCCUCCAGCUCUGCCCUCCCUCCCCAUCAUUGGGAGCCUCCUCAGCUUGAAGAGCGAUCGACCACCCCACAUUUUCUUCCAGGAGCUGCAGAAAAAGUAUGGUGAUACUUAUUCUCUCAAGCUGGGGUCACACAACAUCAUCAUAGUCAACAGUCACCAACAUGCCAAAGAGGUGCUCAUAAAGAAAGGAAAAACAUUUGCUGGGAGACCACGGACUGUCACCACAGACAUCUUGACGCGCGGUGGAAAAGACAUAGCCUUUGCAGACUACAGUCCCACUUGGAAGUUCCAUCGCAAGAUAGUGCAUGGGUCUCUCGGCAUGUUUGGAGAGGGGACUGCUUCAAUUGAGAAAAUCAUCUGCAGAGAGGCUGAUGCCAUGUGUAAGACCCUGGGAGAGAUGCAGAGCUUGGCGGUAGACUUGGCUCCAGAGCUGACCCGUGCCGUCACUAACGUGGUCUGUUCCCUGUGCUUCAGCUCCUCUUAUAAGCGGGGAGACCAAGAAUUUGAGGCCAUGCUUGACUACAGUCAGGGAAUAGUGGACACGGUCGCCAAGGACAGCCUGGUGGAUAUAUUUCCAUGGCUACAGAUUUUCCCAAACAAAGAUCUGAACAUUCUUAGGGACUGUGUGUCCAUCAGAGACAGGCUGCUUCAGAAGAAAUAUGAAGAACAUAAGACGAACUACAGUGAUAACGUCCAGGGGGACUUGCUAGACGCCUUACUGCGGGCCAAACGCAGCUCAGAGAACAACAACACAACCACCCAGGAUGUGGGCCUGACUGACGAUCAUCUCCUCAUGACCGUUGGCGAUAUUUUUGGGGCAGGGGUGGAGACAACCACUACUGUUCUGAAAUGGUCAAUCGCAUAUCUAAUCCAUCAUCCACAGGUGCAGGCCAAGAUCCAGGCAGAACUAGACAGAAAGAUUGGAAAGGAACGGCACCCUCAGCUCAGCGACCGGGGAAACCUUCCGUACCUGGAGGCCACCAUCAGAGAGGUGCUCCGCAUUCGGCCUGUCUCACCGCUUCUCAUUCCCCACGUGGCUAUGGCAGAUGCCAGUAUUGGAGACUUCACUGUUAAAAGAGGGGCUCGAGUCAUUGUCAACCUCUGGUCUCUGCAUCACGACCAAAAUGAGUGGAAAAACCCUGAACUCUUUGACCCUGGCCGGUUCCUGGACAAGGAGGGCGCGGGCCUCUGCUCCCCGUCAGCCAGCUACCUGCCGUUCGGCGCAGGGGUGCGGGUGUGCCUGGGGGAAGCCCUCGCCAAGAUGGAGCUUUUCCUCUUCCUGUCCUGGAUCCUGCAACGCUUCACUCUGGAGGUGCCCGUGGGCCACCCACUGCCCUCGCUGGAGGGGAAGUUCGGGGUGGUCCUCCAGCCACAGAAAUACAAGGUCCUCGCCCGCCUUAGGGAAGGCUGGGAGAAGGGCCAGGCCUUCUCGCCAGAGGAGUAGAAGUGCUGUCCAGGAGUAGACGGGAUGACACUUAAUGGAGAAGGUGUGUGAAAACUAGUAGUCUUUCGAGAAGCUUAUGUGUGUAUUUUUAUUUUAUCUCCUUUUAUUUUCUUAUUUUUUGUUAAAUCAUUUGUAUUUGUCUUUUUAUUAUUAAUAUGUUAUAUGUGUGUCAUGCUGGUACAUGCUUGUACCUCAACUGUCUAAAUGUUAACAGUGUGUUAAAAAUCAAUAGAUAUUUGAAAAAAAAAAGGGCUGUCCAGAUGAAGAUGGCCAUUCUGUUCUCUUCGAGCAUGUUCUUCUUUAAAUAUUGUAGUCUCAUUCUGUGCUGAACACGUUUGUCAUGCUUUGUGGUGAUGUGUGUAUGUUGCAGACACUAGUGUGUUACGUUCAUAAGGAAUAUUAUAAAUCACAUUAAAAACAAA